AUGCCUGUACCACCACCAGCCCCAGGGUGUCAGACGGGGGACUGUACUGUUUCUUUGACUAGAGAAUUCAAAAAGAUGAAGCCACCAGUGUUCCAUGGUGGAAUUGAACCGUUGAAGGCCGAAGCUUGGGUUUUAGGGAUUGAGAAGUUGUUUAAAGUAUUCCUAUGUACCGACGCUCAAAGGAUACAACUAGCUGCAUUCACAUUAGAAGAUGAUGCAAGGUGUUGGUGGAUGUUGGUUCGAGAUGAGAAUAAGGAUGUUGCUUGGGCUUGUUUUCUAGAGAUCUUUACGAGAAAUACUUCCCGCAAUGUGUAUGGGGACAGAAAAGUGUCUGAAUUCAUGGAACUCAAACAGGGAAACAAAUCAGUAGCUAAGUAUGAAACUCAGCUUACAGAGUUAGCCCACUUCACACCUCACAUGGUAGAUACGGACUACAAGAAAGCUAGACAAUUUGAGGGAGGUUUGCGUGACCCAAUCCUAGACAGAGUCAAUGUACUUAAAUUACCAACAUAUGUGGAUUUGCUUGAUAGGGCACUAAUAGCAGAGGGAAAUGUGGCCAACCGUAAACAGAAUUUUGAAUGGAAGGGCAGGAGGCAAAACUUUAAUAAGGGGAAAACAUUAACAAAAAAGAAGUUGAAGUCUGGGAAUUCCAACAAUAUACCAGUGGUGAGAGAUUUUCCCGAUGUGUUUCCGGAUGAAUUAUCUGGCCAACUUGUUAAUAGAGAGAUUAAGUUUACAAUUGAUGUAAUACCAGGCACACAACCUAUUUCUAAAACUUUCUACCUUAUGUCCAUUAUUGAAAUGAAAGAAUUGAAGACUCAGUUGCAGGAAUUGCUUGAGAAGUGA
This is a messenger RNA of Camellia sinensis, 846 nucleotides long. Lineage: Eukaryota; Viridiplantae; Streptophyta; Magnoliopsida; Ericales; Theaceae. The record is from RefSeq and is a predicted model, not a curated record.